This is a messenger RNA of Condylura cristata (star-nosed mole), 1463 nucleotides long. It is a transcript of the gene SKI, whose product is annotated as SKI proto-oncogene. Gene Ontology annotation, molecular function: RNA polymerase II cis-regulatory region sequence-specific DNA binding; SMAD binding; DNA-binding transcription factor activity, RNA polymerase II-specific. Gene Ontology annotation, cellular component: nucleus. Bases 69 to 1463 code for a protein of 464 amino acids. The record is from RefSeq and is a predicted model, not a curated record. The transcript has 3 exons. Gene Ontology annotation, biological process: negative regulation of BMP signaling pathway. NCBI's taxonomy places the organism in Eukaryota, Metazoa, Chordata, Mammalia, Eulipotyphla, Talpidae.
GCGGCCGCGGCGGCUUCCAGCCGCACCCGGGGCUGCAGAAGACGCUGGAGCAGUUCCACCUGAGCUCCAUGAGCUCGCUGGGCGGCCCGGCCGCCUUCUCGGCGCGCUGGGCGCAGGAGGCCUACAAGAAGGAGAGCGCCAAGGAGGCGGCCGCCGUGCCCGCGCCGGUGCCCGCGGCCGCGGAGCCGCCGCCCGUGCUGCACCUGCCGGCCAUCCAGCCGCCGCCGCCCGUGCUGCCCGGGCCCUUCUUCAUGCCGUCGGACCGCUCCACCGAGCGCUGCGAGACCGUGCUGGAGGGCGAGACCAUCUCGUGCUUCGUGGUGGGCGGCGAGAAGCGCCUGUGCCUGCCGCAGAUCCUCAACUCGGUGCUGCGCGACUUCUCGCUGCAGCAGAUCAACUCGGUGUGCGACGAGCUGCACAUCUACUGCUCGCGCUGCACGGCCGACCAGCUGGAGAUCCUCAAAGUCAUGGGCAUCCUGCCCUUCUCGGCGCCCUCGUGCGGGCUCAUCACCAAGACGGACGCCGAGCGCCUGUGCAACGCGCUGCUGUAUGGCGGCGCCUACCCGCCGCCCUGCAAGAAGGAGCUGGCCGCCAGCCUGGCGCUGGGCCUGGAGCUCGGCGAGCGCAGCGUGCGCGUGUACCACGAGUGCUUCGGCAAGUGCCAGGGGCUGCUGGUGCCCGAGCUGUACAGCAGCCCCAGCGCCGCCUGCAUCCAGUGCCUGGACUGCCGCCUGCUGUACCCGCCGCACAAGUUCGUGGUGCACUCGCACAAGGCCCUGGAGAACCGGACCUGCCACUGGGGCUUCGACUCGGCCAACUGGCGGGCCUACAUCCUGCUGAGCCGGGACUACGCGGGCAAGGAGGAGCAGGCGCGGCUCGGCCGCUGCCUGGACGACGUCAAGGAGAAGUUCGACUACGCCAGCAAGUACAAGCGGCGGGUAACUAUCAAAACUGUGAUGUUUUUGCGUCCUCGCGUGCGGGGAGCGCCGCCAGCUUGCCUGACCCUCGCCGGCUUUGUCUCCGCGCGCGGAGCUCUGGGCGCCGGGUGGGGGGGCCGCGGGGGCCGCUUCCGCCGGACCGGCUCUGUCCUGGGCCGCGGGCGUGACCCUGGGCUGCCGGGGGUGACCCCCCUGGAGUCACCCGCCCCCGGUGUCGUGGCCCUGGGCACGGGAGGGCACAGCCCGCGCAUGGGCACCUUCAUCGGCGUCUACCUGCCCUGCCUGCAGAACAUCCUGGGCGUGAUCCUCUUCCUGCGCCUGCCCUGGAUCGUGGGGGCGGCCGGCGUGCUGGAGUCGCUGCUCAUUGUGUCCCUGUGCUGCACCUGCGUGGGUGCUGGGGCCGGCGGGCCUCCCGGCGGGGCGGGGCCUCCGGGCGGGGCGGAACCCGGCUGUGCCGGUCAGGGCCGCCGCCCCUCGGUCCCCUGGUCUCAGAGGACGCCCGGCGGGCCGGGGCUCCCGGUCUGA